AUGAAUAUAUCAGACCCCCCACCCCCACCCCCCCUCACCCCCGGCAUCACUGGGGGCUCUGAGGCCUUCACGGCGCGCUGUGUAUGGCGGGUGCGACGGCGGGGGCGCGGACUGCAAUACCUCGUGGACUGGGAGGGCUACGGCCCUGAAGAGAGUGUAUUGGUCGGUGUAUCUGCUAAGAUGAAGAAGCUGAAGCUGAAGUUCAUUUUGCUGACUCUGCUCCUCCAGCUGGUCUUCUCAGUGAAAGCUGGCCCUAGUGUGGAGGUGUGGUGGAAGCUAUCUGAUUGUGUUUUCGACACCAUGGAAAGGGUGAAAGGCAAAUGGAAGAAGUUUAACUACCUCGAUGGUAGAGAAGGCUGGAAGCCUUUGGAGAAGGAUGAAAUAAUUAAAGUCAUCACUGGACUGCACCAUAAUUGUAAAUGGUGGGAUCCCUUCAUGAACAACUGUGAGCACAUUGCUACGCUGGUUCGCUACGGUAAAAAGAGCUUUGAACAGCCUGGUGCAAAGGCUUCCUGUGUAACAAAGUUCAAAUGGAAACCAACCUUUACGCAUCAAGCAGAGCGGAUCAAUCCCAAGCCCAAGAGAGUGUGGCAAGAUCCCUCAUCUCUACGUCACAAACGUCUCCACGACCAGGCCGUCGCUGGAGCCUGA
This is a messenger RNA of Chanos chanos (milkfish), 651 nucleotides long. RefSeq lists its product as uncharacterized. The coding region runs from base 1 to 651 and encodes 216 amino acids. NCBI's taxonomy places the organism in Eukaryota, Metazoa, Chordata, Actinopteri, Gonorynchiformes, Chanidae. The transcript is spliced from 4 exons. The record is from RefSeq and is a predicted model, not a curated record.